GAUUUUUCAUUUUUCUGGCAUUCUAAAAGCACCACAAACUUUCCAUUUUCUUCGUAUUCCUCUGCUCUCUCAAAACCAAGAGUCAUUUCACUCAUUUGAGAGAACCAACAAAUCGUAACCCGAAGAAAGAAUAAAAUAUGGCAAUCUCUGAUAAUUCUCGAAAAUCCCUCCUUCCUAGCUUCCUCUAUUCCUCUCCUUCCUCAACCAAACGAGUCUUCGGUUUGGAGACGGCUUUGUCAAACGCCAAUCAUCAUCAUGUGCUGCCUCGAUUACCAUCAUCGAACGUGGGAGGUGAUGCAGGGGCGCCUUCGAGUAGGUUUGCGAUACCAGCGCCGAAGGAGAAGAUCGAGAUGUUCUCACCGGCUUAUUACGCCGCGUGUACGGCCGGUGGGAUAUUGAGCUGCGGCCUUACUCACACCGCCGUCACGCCUCUCGAUCUUGUCAAGUGCAACAUGCAGAUUAACCCAACAAAAUACAAGGGUAUCUCAUCUGGGUUUGGAGUUUUGCUAAAGGAGCAAGGUGCUAGAGGUUUAUUUAAGGGUUGGGUGCCUACCCUGCUUGGUUACAGUGCUCAGGGUGCUUGUAAAAUGGGUUUCUAUGAAUUCUUCAAGAAGUACUAUUCUGACAUUGCUGGGCCUGAGUUUGCCACAAAGUAUAAGACCCUAAUUUAUCUUGCCGGUUCUGCAUCUGCUGAAUUGAUUGCUGAUGUUGCUCUCUGCCCCAUGGAGGCAGUCAAAGUUCGUGUGCAAACUCAGCCUGGAUUUGCACGAGGUUUAUCAGAUGGGUUGCCGAAGUUCGUGAAGGCUGAAGGUGCUGGCGGGUUGUAUAAAGGACUUGUUCCUCUCUGGGGACGACAGAUUCCAUAUACAAUGAUGAAAUUUGCAUCUUUUGAAACUAUUGUUGAGCUAAUCUACAAGUAUUCCAUCCCCACCCCUAAAGACCAGUGCAGUAAAAGUUUGCAACUUGGGGUGAGCUUUGCUGGUGGAUACAUAGCUGGUGUUUUCUGUGCUGUUGUAUCACAUCCUGCUGACAACCUGGUGUCUUUUCUCAACAAUGCCAAGGGGGCGACUGUUGGUGAUGCGGUGAAGAAGCUAGGAUUGUGGGGUCUUUUCACCCGCGGCCUUCCUCUUCGUAUUGUAAUGAUUGGGACCCUUACUGGAGCACAAUGGGGAAUCUAUGAUGCGUUCAAAGUUUUUGUUGGGCUGCCAACCACGGGCGGCGGUGCUCCUACUCCUGCUGCUGCUGCAAAGGCAUGAAAAACUGUAGUUCUUAUUGGCAAACACGACGCAACCUUUUUUGAGAUUUCUGUAGGAAAAUGGGGAUUCCCCUUAUUGAGAGAGCAAUAAUACGGUUGGUGUCCUCAAAAUUAGCAAUGGUCGCUGGUGGGCUCCGUAUUUUAUUCUUUUGUAGACAUGGUUGUUUGUAGUAAUUCUUUUCCGGCGCAGUUGAUUUUUGUCUUUAUUCUUCUUUGUGGGCACCAACUCAAACUUGUAUCUGAAUGACGAGCGGAACUUUGUUUCCACAAGUACAGGAACACAUUAAAUUUCUUUAUGUUCUCAAAGGUUGUAUUGUUUCUUGAAUAAAAAGGAUAAGAGAUUCAUACUUAAA
Molecule: messenger RNA, 1608 nt
Organism: Theobroma umbraticum
Lineage: Eukaryota; Viridiplantae; Streptophyta; Magnoliopsida; Malvales; Malvaceae
Product: mitochondrial phosphate carrier protein 3, mitochondrial-like
Biological process (GO): mitochondrial phosphate ion transmembrane transport
Cellular component (GO): mitochondrial inner membrane
Molecular function (GO): phosphate transmembrane transporter activity
Source: RefSeq, a predicted model, not a curated record